This is a messenger RNA of Aspergillus fischeri NRRL 181, 936 nucleotides long. RefSeq lists its product as uncharacterized. NCBI's taxonomy places the organism in Eukaryota, Fungi, Ascomycota, Eurotiomycetes, Eurotiales, Aspergillaceae. The transcript is spliced from 5 exons. Bases 1 to 936 code for a protein of 311 amino acids. The record is from RefSeq and is a predicted model, not a curated record.
AUGAAGGAGUUGGUUAAGGGGUGGCUGCUCUUUGUCCAAGAGGACUGGGUUCGUCGUUCUGAGGCCGCUAUCGCGGAAGAUGAUGGGGAUUAUGAAUUGCGCCAACGGCGGAAGCUCGUCAAGCAAUGGGCCUCCGCAACACAGGAGUUCCGGGAUAGUUUCCAUGACCGCGCACCCAUUGGCCUUCCCGGAACAGAGAGCGAUGGUGAGGUCCUGGGAGGGUUGCGAUACCCAGCCGAGGCCCUAGAGCGCAUAAACGACACCCAACAGCCCUGCGACCUGAGAGGUGUCAUUUCAAUCGUACCAGUGGAUCCCACGAACACUAUCAAUCGAGCACGAUGGAUGAAAUUCGUCAUGCUGCUUUAUGGGUACGGUAUGGAGAUCACUCACUGUCUACAAACUCACUACAUGCCCUCAGAAGCUGUGCCAAACCCAGCCACCCCGGGAGGCCCAUUUGCGCUUGUGGAUGAGGAGGGGCUACGAACAGGCCGACUUUCCCUGACUGCAUUUAUGGCCAAUGGUGACGUCGAGGACUCUGUUCCUAUCCGGCCUUUCAAUAUGCACAAGCCUUACCUGCAAUAUGGUACGCUUGGAAAAGGACUAGACGAUGCGAAGGGCGCCGAGGGGGCAUUCAUACCUCAGAACGAACCGCUCAAUAUGGAUUUACCUAUUCUCGACAUCCUGUGCAAUGCCCAAGCGGCGAACGAACUAGUCAGUGAGAUGGCAUUAGGCGAUCGUGACCAAUGGAAAGAGGAUGUUGAACGAUACGCACCAGGGUUCUUGGCCCUUGAAGCGAUCGGCAGGGGUGCAGAGUACGAUCUAAACCUUCUGACGCCUGGCGGUGACCUUGGAGGUGGUGUGAAACGAAGAAUGCUCAGGAAAAUGGCGUCUGGUGUGGACCCGCGCUUUACAGUUCUUCCUGGGUUGAGCUUCUAG